Spodoptera exigua (beet armyworm) is the source of this 1771-nucleotide messenger RNA. Lineage: Eukaryota; Metazoa; Arthropoda; Insecta; Lepidoptera; Noctuidae. The record is from the annotation of a GenBank genome assembly.
CAGAGGUCGAUGGUCUUCCAGAACGAGGCAAAUCUUCCCUCACAUUUCAACCGCUUUUUGAUGCUUUGUACCUCUCAUAAGCAAGUGUUUUUGAUAAGUCAACUCUUCGUAAGCCUUCUGUAUGAUUUUCAGUGACUCCUAACUCGAAAGUACGCGAUCAUAGCGUCACCAUCAUUAUUCAUAAUUUAAAUGUUUUAUGAAUAAAGUUAUACCGGUUCAUAACGUAAAGUUGUAUUUUCCUCGUUUUGCAUUAUAAAUAAUACUGGUUCCAUCCAUAUGCACGGUCAGUCAAUACGUGAACUUGGUUACGAGUGGUUCAGCAAGGAGGAUGCGCAGUUUUUAUUUUUAAAGUUAAUAAUAUAAUUUGAUAUCACAAAAAAUGAAGUUUCUCGGGUUCGUUAUCGAAGCUAUAUGCCUCGGACUGGUUUGUGGACAAUACUCACAAUGUCAGAAACCAGCCGGAGAAGUUGGGGAAUACUUGCCAAUCAACAAAUGUGCACAUUUGAAAAAAAUAUUAGACAAGCCACAAAAGACUAGCCAGGAUAUUGCCCUUUUGAAGAAAUUGCAUUGUGGCUUUGUAGGGAACAUGCCUCAGGUAUGGUGUGCCAAACAGGGCGGCUCAGGGGAACCAGGAACUUGCAUCACCCCAGAUGGAAAGCCUGGGAAAUGUGUAAACGUGUACUCGUGCCGACAAAUCUCAAAUCUCCUCAGACCACCUGUGUCCCAAAAAAAUAUGGACUUCGUAAAGAAUUCUGCUUGCAAAGGGCCACAUAAAUUCAACGUGUGCUGUGGAUCUUCAUCCUCUUCUUCAGAUGAUGAUAUCCUUGAUUCAAGAUUGAGAGAUGAGAACAAAGCGUGUCAAUCUCAAAUGACCGCUUAUCCUCCAAAACCUAGCAGUGGUUGCUGUGGCAUCUCAGCUGACGUCGGUAAUAAAAUUGUUGGGGCAGGUGGUGAAGCAACCGGUAUAGAUCAAUAUCCGUGGACUGCUCUGAUAGAGUAUGAGACUCAAAUCCCACUCUUGUUAUGUGGUGGUGUGCUUAUCAGCGGGAGAUAUGUCGUUACUGCUGCCCACUGUAUAGCAGGCGUGACGCUGAAGAAUGGAACACCAAAAUCUGUUCGGCUGGGAGAUUAUAACAUUACUAACGAAGGCCCCGACUGCAAACUAUCAGAAGGAGGAGGCAAAGACUGUACUGAAGGUGUAACUAGAAUAGCAAUUGAGAAGACAAUUCCCCAUCCACAAUAUAGUCCUAUUGAAACCGCAAGAUGGAAUGAUAUUGGCUUGAUUCGUCUGAAAGAGAUUGCACCAUAUACAGAUUUCAUUAGACCCAUCUGUUUACCAACAAAGGAUAUAACAAUAUCAACAAAUAGAAAUAAUUUCUUUUCUAUGAUCGUUGUGGGAUGGGGUGCAACUGAAAACAAACAAUUUAGUGACGUCAAAUUAGAAGUGGAGGUACCUUUUGUACCACUGGAAGAAUGCCAAACAGCGUACGACACAGGCAUUAAUCGGUCACGAGUGCUUUGGAAAGGGCAACUUUGUGCUGGUGGUAAAAACGGCACAGACUCUUGCAAAGGUGAUUCUGGUGGACCAUUGAUGUACGAAAAUAAUAAAUUCUUCGAACUAGUCGGCGUUGUCAGCUUUGGCAAAAAUCCAUGCGGGACACAAGGCGCACCAGGAGUGUACAGUAAUAUUUACGAAUAUAAAGAUUGGAUUAAUAGUGUAAUAGUUCCUUAAUUGGGCCUUUAUUUCAAAUUUAAGCUGUUCUUCACGAUU